AUCUUGUACGGUUAACGAAGGAAAAGAACAAACAGACGGCGGAGAUCAGUGGCGGAGCUGAGCUCGGUUGUCAGCGGAGGAGAUUUUACCGGCAAUGGGAAGCUUACGUGGCAUUUCGGUUGCCAUUUUGGUAGUUCAAGCUUUGUUAGCUUCAGUAGCUUUGGUUUCUGCUCAGGGAUCGACUCGUUCUCGUUGGCAGACUCUAAGCGGGAAUGCACCCUUUGUCAUAGCACGUGGUGGAUUUUCUGGAAUAUUUCCAGACUCUAGUUUCAUAGCUUAUAGCUUCGCUUUAUCAACUAGUCUACCUGAUGCAAUCUUGUGGUGUGAUGUGCAAUUAACAAAAGAUGCAGCUGGGAUUUGCUUUCCUGAUCUUAAUCUGGAUAAUAAUUCUGACAUUGCACAUAUUUACCCGCAUGGGCAGAAGGCUUACCUUGUUAAUGGCGUCUCUACCAAGGGAUGGUUUUCUGUUGAUUACGCUCUCAAGGAUCUAGGAAAUGUUUCUUUAACUCAAGGUGUCUAUUCUCGUUCCAAUAAGCUUGAUGGCAAUGGUUAUCCAAUUAUGACUGUUCAGGAUAUAUCUUCAAAUUUACAACCUCCUGGUUUUUGGUUGAAUAUUCAGCAUGAUGCGUUCUAUACACAACACAACCUGAGUAUGAAAAACUUUAUACUUUCUGUAACAAGAAAUGUGAAUGUAACUGUUGGCUAUAUCUCAUCACCGGAGGUGGCUUUCUUGCAAAGUAUUGCAGCACGUUUCCGAAGAAGCACAACAAAGCUUGUCUUCCGGUUUCUAGGACAGAAAGAGGUGGAGCCUUCAACCAACCAGACUUAUGAUUCUCUCUUAAAAAAUCUCACAUUUAUCAAGACAUUUGCCUCUGGAAUCAUUUUACCCAAGUCUUAUAUCUGGCGCGUAGAUGCAGAUCUUUAUUUGCUAUCUUCUACCUCUGUUGUCUUGGAUGCUCACAAAGAAGGGCUAGAAGUUUUUGCAUCUGACUUUUAUAAUGAUGUUCCAUUUAGCUUCAAUUACUCCUACGAUCCAGUGGCUGAGUAUCUUCAGUUUGUUGACAAUGGUAACUUCUCUGUUGAUGGAUUGAUAUCCGACUUCCCAUUAUCUCCAUCAGCAGCUAUAGAUUGCUUUGCUCAUCUAGGCAAAAAUGCUUCAAAACAAGUGAACCUUUUGGUCAUCUCAAAAAAUGGAGCAAGUGGAGACUUUCCUGGUUGUACUGACUUGGCAUAUUUAAAAGCAAUUAAAGAUGGUGUAGAUGUUCUUGACUGUCCUGUUCAAAUGACAAAGGAUGGAACACCUAUUUGCUUGGGCUCUAUAAAUCUGAUAGAUAGCACAACAGUUGCUCAAUCAAGUUUUAGCAAUCUUACAACAACAAUUCCAGAGAUUACGCAAGGCAGUGGAAUAUUUACCUUCAACAUGUCAUGGAUUGAUAUUCGAAACUUGACACCUGUAAUAUCAAGCCCACAGUCAGCUUACAAAUUGUUUCGAAAUCCGAAGUUCAAAAAUUCUGGGAAGUUCUUAACUUUAGAUGAUUUUUUAGCCAUGGCAAAGAAUGCUAGCUCUCUUUAUGGUGUCUUAAUCAGCAUAGAGAAUGCUCCUUACCUUGCAGAGCAGGGAUAUGGUUUAACUGAUGCAGUACUUAAUGCUUUGAGCAAAGCUGGCUAUGAUGAACAGACAGCUCAGACAGUUAUGAUCCAGUCCAGUAAUAGCUCUGUUCUAAUGAAGUUCAAGAGUAAAACCAACUAUAAACUUGUCUACAAGGUUGAUGGAGAUAUCGGUGGUGCUGAGAGUACAGCAAUUGACGACAUUAAGAGAUUUGCUAGCAUUGUGGUCAUUAGCAAGGACUCUGUCUUUCCUGAAAAUACAGCAUUCAUCACUGGUGUUACGGAUGUUGUCCCAAGGCUACAUAAAGCUAAUCUCUCUGUAUAUGUUCAAACCUUCAGUAAUGAGUUCGUAUCUCAAGCAUGGGACUACUUUUCUGAUGCAACUGUUGAGAUCAAUUCCUUCUACACUAUAGCUGGUAUUGAUGGUGUCAUUACAGACUUCCCAAAAACAUCUAAUAGAUACCAGAGGAACCGAUGCUUAAACAGAGGCGACAAAACACCUGGUUAUAUGAGCCCCGUUGAGCCUGGCAGCCUUUGGAAAUUAAUCACAAUUGACUACUUGCCACCAGCUGAAGCUCCAAAUCCCUACCUGAAUGAGGCAGAUGUUAGUGAGCCCCCUUUGCCUCCUGUUGCCACAAAAACCACCCCAACUUCAAGUCCAUCUGGUACUGCAACAGCCCCAGCAUCAUCACCAAAUGGACAGCCUCAAGUGUCUGCUUGUGUCAUGGUGCCGCUUAUGGCUGCGCUUCUUGCCAUGUACUUGCUGUUUUGAAUCUGUAGAAGAGUCUGUCUGCUCUUAACCAUUUUGCCCCCUUCCUUUUCUCUCAUUGCUUGAAGAUCAAGUAGCUUGAAGCUUUUGUUGCCGGCCGGAGUUCGUGCAGCAAACACCAUUUCUUGUUAGUUCUCUUCCCCUCUUUAUUAAUCAGAUCAGAAUCUAUGGAGAAACUAAGGGAAAAACCUUGCAGAGCAGAGAAAAAAAAAUGUAUAGUAUUCAUAAAGGGGAAAAAAAUUUUAAAAAGCCUGAGAGUUUGAGUAGGUAUUCCUGAGUUGAAAUCUUUUGUUAUAGAUUUGGUAAUUCAUGUAUUUAUAUUCUGUAAAAUAUUAAAAUUUGUAUAUUUAUAUUGUGUUAUACACGAAAGUUGUGUUAUAAUUCAUGUGGACACGUAUACUGAUUAUUUUUAUUA
Messenger RNA from Durio zibethinus, 2792 nucleotides. Its product is annotated as glycerophosphodiester phosphodiesterase GDPDL3-like. Gene Ontology annotation, molecular function: glycerophosphodiester phosphodiesterase activity. Lineage: Eukaryota; Viridiplantae; Streptophyta; Magnoliopsida; Malvales; Malvaceae. The record is from RefSeq and is a predicted model, not a curated record. Gene Ontology annotation, biological process: lipid metabolic process.